Messenger RNA from Cyclopterus lumpus (lumpfish), 1188 nucleotides. RefSeq names its product lymphoid enhancer-binding factor 1 (gene lef1). The record is from RefSeq and is a predicted model, not a curated record. Gene Ontology annotation, molecular function: RNA polymerase II cis-regulatory region sequence-specific DNA binding; DNA-binding transcription factor activity, RNA polymerase II-specific. Bases 1 to 1080 code for a protein of 359 amino acids. The transcript has 11 exons. Gene Ontology annotation, biological process: regulation of transcription by RNA polymerase II; canonical Wnt signaling pathway. Gene Ontology annotation, cellular component: beta-catenin-TCF complex. NCBI's taxonomy places the organism in Eukaryota, Metazoa, Chordata, Actinopteri, Perciformes, Cyclopteridae.
AUGCCACAGUUAUCAGGCGGCGGCGGAGACCCGGAGCUGUGCGCUACGGAUGAAAUGAUCCCGUUCAAAGACGAAGGAGACCCGCACAAGGAGCAGAUCUUCGCCGAGCUCAGCCACUCGGAGGAGGAGGGAGACCUGGCGGACAUCAAGUCGUCUCUGGUCCACGAGUCAGAGAGCAGCCCCAACAGCAACAGCCACGACGCAGUUAGACAGUCCCAAAUACCGCAAGAUUCAUAUCAUGAAAAACACAGAGACCAUUUGGAGGAUGCAAAACUCCAAGACCUGUACAGUAAAGGGCAUCCGUACCAGGGCUACCCGGGCUACAUCAUGAUGAGCAACAUGAACGACUCCUACAUGAACAAUGGCUCCCUCUCGCCGCCCAUGCCCAGAACGUCCAACAAAGUCCCCGUGGUGCAGCCGUCCCAUGCAGUCCACCCGCUCACGCCACUGAUCACGUACAGUGACGAGCACUUCGCCCCAGGUCCUCACCCCCAGGAUGUCAACAACAAACAAGGAAUGCAGAGGCAUCACCCUGGACCAGACAUGUCCAACUUCUACUCCCUGUCUCCUGGAGGAGUCGGGCAGCUCACGCCACCGCUGGGAUGGUUCUCACACCACAUGGUGCCCGGCCCCCAAGGUCCCCACGCCACAGGGAUCCCCCACCCGGCCAUCGUCAACCCACAGGUCAAACACGAGCCUCUGCAUGAAACAGACAUCAUGCACAUGAAACCCCAGCACGAACAGAGAAAAGAGCAGGAGCCCAAAAGACCGCACAUCAAGAAGCCCCUAAACGCCUUCAUGCUCUACAUGAAAGAAAUGCGGGCGAAUGUGGUCGCCGAGUGCACGCUGAAGGAGAGCGCUGCCAUCAAUCAGAUUCUGGGACGAAGGUGGCAUGCUUUAUCUCGGGAAGAGCAAGCUAAGUAUUAUGAGCUAGCCCGCAAGGAAAGGCAGCUCCACAUGCAGCUCUACCCAGGCUGGUCCGCUCGAGAUAAUUAUGGAAAGAAGAAGAAGCGGAAGAGGGAGAAGAUGCAGGAAUCGGCCCCAGGUACAGGCCAGAGAAUGAAAACGGCGUACAUCUGAGAAUAUGGAGGGAAACGGAACAAUUUCUCCACAUGCAAAGCGAAGGCAGCAGCUACGGGCCCUCUGCUUGAGACGGAGGCCUGUUAGAUUCCAUGAAGACCCUCAAAG